AUGGUGAUUGAUAUGGACUUAAAACUCAUGGAGUUGAAGGAGUUUACUGGUGAAGGAAAUGUUGAAGAUCUCCAAGAAUGGAUUCAUCAAUUCGAAAAGCUUAUGGAUUAUAAAGGGUUUGAUGAACAUAAGGCUUUCAAAGUAGCACACUUGAAAAUUACAAGGUAUGCUAGUAUUUGGUUUGAAAGUUUGAGGAUCAAAAGGAUUAGGGAUGGUGAUCCUAGGAUUGAUACUUGGUCCGAAUUGAAGAGACAAAUCAAGAAAAGAUUCAUUCCCCUUGAGUAUCUUCAAGAACAAUUCUUGAAACUCAAUCAAAUUCGACAAAACACAAAGAGUGUGGCUGAAUAUACCAAGGAGUUUGAGAGGUUGUGUAUUUUGUGUGAGUUGGAUGAAAAGGAGCAGAUGAAGAUUGGACAAUUCAUCACUGGAUUAAGGCCUUCCAUAGCCAAUAAGAAUAAACCUACUUAUAACCAACCUACACAAUCAUCAACUACAUUAUCCAAAUUUGGACCUAAACCGAAACCAAAAGUUUACAUUAGUCCCGAACAACCUGCUUUGGCCAAGAAACAAUGCUAUAAAUGUCAAGGGUUUGGUCACAUCUCACGUGAUUGUCCACAAAAGGUUACUAUUUCCCCUAAAGAUCAUAGGACCUUACUGAACUUCUUGGCGCAACAAAAGGAUGAGGAGGAAUUGUGUGAUACUCUGUGCCAUGAGAAAGAGGAGGAAAGUAAAGAAGGAGAGUCUGACUUUGAGGACGAGGAGAAGUGGGAUGAUCAAGAGCUUCAAGAGGCUGCUCCGGACAAGGAUACCUUAAUUUUGGGGAGAUUACUAAGGCUAGAGUCUCAACCAUUGAAGGAAGAAGAAGAGCAAAGGGAAAAUUUGUUCUAUACGAGAGCCUUUCUGAAUGGGAGGGCGUGUAAUCUCAUCAUUGACAGUGGGUCUUGUGCAAAUGUAGCUUCGUCUAAAAUGGUGAAUAUCCUAAAGUUACCUAUAAGAGAUCAUGCCAAGCCUUAUGCUUUAAAUUGGCUUAAUGAUCAUGUGGCAAUUAAGAGAGGCAGCAACCAAAAAUAUCCUCCACAAGAUCCUACCUUAACUACCCUUCUCAAGAAGUAUGAAGAUGUAUUUCCGGAUGAUCUUCCACCGGGACUUUCACCUAUUAGAGGCAUUGAACAUGCAAUUGAUUUGGUUCCAGGAGCUACCCUACCAAAUAAGGCUGCAUAUGGGUGCAAUCUUGAAGAGUCUAAAGAGCUAAAAAGGCAAGUACAAAAGCUAAUUGAUCGAGGGUAUAUAGUCUCAAAUGAAGGGGUACGAGUUAAUCCUUCUAAAGUACAAGCCAUCUUAUCUUGGCCAGAACCAAAGAAUACACAUGAUGUGAGAAGUUUUCAUGGCUUGGCAAGUUUUUAUGGGCGUUCUAUCCGAAACUUUAGUACCAUGGCAGCCCCUCUUACGGAACUUACAAAGAAGGGUGAGUUUGUUUGGACUAACAAUGUAAAGAGGGCCUUUGAAGAAUUAAAGGCUAGCUUAUGUAACUCAUCGAUUCUUGCUCUACCAGAUUUCUUUAAACUAUUUGAGGUUGAAACAGAUGCUAGUGGUUUGGGAAUAGGAGUUGUGCUUCGUCAAGAAAAAUGUCCAAUAGCCUUUUUUAGUGAGAAAUUGAAUGGGGAUAAGCUUAAUUAUUCUACUUAUGACAAGGAGUUUUAUGCCAUCAUUCGAGCACUUGAACAUUGGUCUCAUUUUUUGCGUCCAGAACCGUUUGUGCUACGUUCGGAUCAUGAGAGUCUAAAACACAUACAUGGGCAACAAAAACUUAAUGUGAGACAUGCUAAGUGGGUGGAAUUUUUUCAAGCCUUCACAUUUGCUUCUAAGUAUAAGGAAGGCAAGGAGAAUGUUGUGGCGGAUGCAUUGUCAAGAAGAGGGUAUUUGUUGGCAGUUAUGGAAGCUCGCUUGUUGGGGUUUGAAAUUCUCAAGCAAUACUAUAGUAAUGAUCAUGAUUUCAAGGAGAUAAUUGCUACUCCUCAAGGUUCCUAUGUUAUUCAAGAUAGGUUCUUAUUUAAGGAGAAUCGUCUAUGUGUGCCUAAGUGUAGUGUACGUGAGUUGUUAAUAAGGGAAAUGCAUGCUGGAGGCAUUACGGGACAUUUUGGGGUACAUAAAACAUAUGACUUGUUGUGUGAGCAUUUCUAUUGGUGUAAGAUGCUUAAAGAUGUUCAUCAUGGGAUUGAGAGAUGCGCCACAUGCCAAAAGGCCAAGAGUACUUUCCACAAAGGUUUGUACACUCCAUUACCUGUGCCUAGUGUACCUUGGGAUAGUGUAAGUAUGGAUCUUAUUGUUGGAUUACCACGGACAACAUGA
Beta vulgaris subsp. vulgaris (sugar beet) is the source of this 2349-nucleotide messenger RNA. RefSeq lists its product as uncharacterized. The record is from RefSeq and is a predicted model, not a curated record. The coding region runs from base 1 to 2349 and encodes 782 amino acids. Gene Ontology annotation, molecular function: nucleic acid binding; zinc ion binding. Lineage: Eukaryota; Viridiplantae; Streptophyta; Magnoliopsida; Caryophyllales; Amaranthaceae. The transcript has 4 exons.